AUGGAGGGACCCAUCCAGGUGAUGGAGCAGAAGGUGCUGGCAGUGAUGGCAGAGACAUUUGUGUCAGCGCUGGAGGGAGAAAUACAAGUGGAGGAAUCCCGGGAAACUGGUUUUACCCCUCCGUCCGGUGCCGGCGGCAGGGGCGGCUGUGGCGGCGCUCCUCCCUCGGCAAAGGCAUAUAAUGCCUGCCAUGGUCCCGGGAGCCCGCACUGCGCGGCGGGAGGCGGGCAGGGGUGCUGGGAGCGAGCCAUGGCCUCCAUGGGCAUGCAGGUGCUGGGCAUCGCCCUCUCUGUCAUCGGCUGGUUGGCCUCCAUCCUCUGCUGCGCGCUGCCCAUGUGGCGGGAGACGGCCUUCGUGGGGAACAACAUCGUGGUGGCCCAGAUCAUCUGGGAAGGGCUGUGGAUGAGCUGCGUGGUGCAGAGCACGGGGCAGAUGCAGUGCAAGGUGUACGACUCGCUGCUGGGCCUGCCACAGGACCUGCAAGCUGCCCGUGCCAUGGUGGUGGUAGCCAUCGUCCUGGCCAUCCUGGGCACGCUGCUCGCCGUCGCCGGCGGCAAGUGCACCAACUGCGUGGAGGACGACACCGCCAAAGCCAGGGUCAUGAUCCUCUCGGGCAUCAUCUUCAUCGUGGCCGGCGUCCUCAUCCUCGUCCCCAUCUCUUGGUCAGCCAACAGCAUCGUCCAGGACUUCUACAACCCGCUGGUCGCCGACUCCCAGAAGCGGGACCUGGGCUCGUCCCUCUACAUUGGCUGGGCGGCCUCGGCACUGCUGCUGCUGGGGGGUGGGAUCCUGUGCUGCACCUGCCCCCCCCGGGGGGAGAAGCCCUACUCUGCCAAGUUCACGGCCGCCCGCUCGCUGCCAGCCAGCAACUACGUGUAG
This is a messenger RNA of Myiozetetes cayanensis, 879 nucleotides long. RefSeq names its product claudin-4-like. The record is from RefSeq and is a predicted model, not a curated record. Gene Ontology annotation, molecular function: structural molecule activity. NCBI's taxonomy places the organism in Eukaryota, Metazoa, Chordata, Aves, Passeriformes, Tyrannidae. Gene Ontology annotation, cellular component: bicellular tight junction; plasma membrane. Gene Ontology annotation, biological process: cell adhesion; bicellular tight junction assembly.